This is a messenger RNA of Amaranthus tricolor (Joseph's coat), 1437 nucleotides long. Its product is annotated as thylakoid lumenal 29 kDa protein, chloroplastic. The coding region runs from base 93 to 1157 and encodes 354 amino acids. Gene Ontology annotation, molecular function: heme binding; peroxidase activity. The transcript is spliced from 10 exons. Gene Ontology annotation, biological process: response to reactive oxygen species; hydrogen peroxide catabolic process; cellular response to oxidative stress. The record is from RefSeq and is a predicted model, not a curated record. Gene Ontology annotation, cellular component: chloroplast thylakoid membrane. NCBI's taxonomy places the organism in Eukaryota, Viridiplantae, Streptophyta, Magnoliopsida, Caryophyllales, Amaranthaceae.
CAUAAAAUGUACUCUUAUCUCAGAGUAUCAAUCAUGCUUCUCUUUUGGCUCCAUUUCCAUCUCCAUCUCUCUCUUUCUCUCUCCUCAAAAAAAUGGCGUCACUCUCUCUCUCCAUCCUCUCAACUCUCCCUUCACUUUCUCUUUCUUCUUCCGCCAUUGUUAAUAACUCUGCUACUUCCACCAGAUAUUCAUAUUCUCCUCUCCAAAGUACAAUUCGCUGUAAUAGUACUACUAAUAAAGUGGAACCAGAUGAGGAUGGAUUUCGACGAAGGGAUUUCCUUAACUGCGUUACAUUGUCGGCUGGACUCGAAGUAAUAGCUAGUUCUGGAACAUUUUGUGGAGAUGCCUAUGCCGCUGAUCUAAUUCAGAGAAGACAGCGCUCUGAGUUCCAAUCUGAUAUUAAAGGGAUGCUUUACAAAGCCCUAAAGGAAAAUCCAGACCUUGUUCCAUCCAUUCUAACUCUUUCUCUGAAUGAUAUAAUGACCUACGACAAGGCUACGAAAUCUGGAGGUCCAAAUGGUUCAAUCCGCUUCAGCUCAGAGAUAAGCAGACCUGAAAACAAAGGGCUUUCAGGUGCUUUGGAUCUUUUGGUGGAAGCAAAAAAAGAAAUUGAUUCAUACUCCAAGGGUGGGCCAAUUGCUUUUGCCGACCUCAUCCAAUUUGCAGCACAGGCAGCUAUGAAGAGUACUUUCUUGGCAUCUGCUAUCCGUAAAUGUGGUGGGAAUGAAGAGAAAGGAGCUCUAUUAUAUUCUGCGUAUGGCUCUAGUGGACAGUGGAGCCUUUUUGACAAGCAAUUUGGGAGGACAGAUGCCGAUGAACCGGAUCCAGAAGGGAGAGUUCCCCUAUGGGAUAAAGCUAGUGUCCAGGAAAUGAAGGAUAAGUUCAAAUAUGUGGGAUUUGGCCCUCGCCAGCUGGCUGUCAUGUCUGCAUUUCUUGGCCCUGAUCAACAAGCAACUGAAGAUUUGUUGGCUAAAGAUCCUGAAGUUGCUCCAUGGGUUGAUAAAUACCAGCGUAGCCGAGAAACAGUUUCUCAGACCGACUAUGAGGUUGACUUGAUAACGACUCUUACAAAGCUAAGCUGCUUGGGGCAAAAAUUUAAUUAUGAAGCAUAUACAUAUCCCGUCAAAAAGAUUGAGUUGAGCAAACUCAAGUUAUAAAAAAUGUGGGAAAAAAAGGAACUGCAAGUUACUUUUCUGGCUAAAUGUCUAAUCACAAAAGAGAGAUUUGACAUAAACGGGAAGACCUCUGCAACAACCUCUUAGUAAGUUCUUGUAUGCUAGAUGUUUACAUAUGUGCUUAACCUUGUAAACCUGCAUUUAUUCCCAUUUUUAGCAGUUGCUAUCUACAGCUGUACUAUUAUCAUAUAAAACACUAUUUGUGAUUAUUAAAAUAUAAUCUCUUAGAAGGUGGUGGUUACUUGUGCAGCAUCCGAUUCAA